AUGUUUGUGUUUACUCAGGACUAUUCUCUGCAGCUGCGGCACCAGCAUUCUCGAGGGGGGAAUAAUGAUAAUUCUAGAUCUUCUCAGACUAAGAGCGAUGACGUAGAGAGUUUAGGAAGAAUUAGAACUAUGAACAGAACCCGUACCGCACCUUGGAAUCUUUGCUUGCAGCGUACGAAGUCUAUUCCGAUCAAGCCUCAGAAGACAUCUGAUGGAAUUGUUCUUGUCGACUGGUAUGCGACAGAUGAUCUAGAUAAUCCACAGAACUGGUCUGGAUCUAAGAAAUGCCUCGUCGCCUUCUUGCUUUGCUUUUAUACAUGGACUGUCUACUGGGUGGGCCCGAUCUACAACACUGCCGAAGGGGGGAUUCAGGAACACUUUGGAGUCAGCCCUGUUGCUUCGUCUCUCGGCCUAUCCUUGUACGUCCUCGCAUAUGGGAUCGGAGAUCUUCUUUUUCCCCCUUUAUGCGAGAUACCUGUGAUUGGUCGGAAUCCUAUUUACUACCUGACUUUCAUCAUUUUCUGGAUUCUAUCAUUCCCUGAAGUGGUUGUCGAUAGCUUUGCGAAUGGAGGAGCAACAGUAGGAGACAUGCUUAGUGUAAUUUACAUUCCCUUCGGGUUUUCUGGGUGGGGUUUCUCUGCAUUUGCUGGCCCUGCCUUUGGGUCAUUGACCGGAGGCUUCGCUGCGCAGGCCAAAGGCUGGAGAUGGCCGAUGUGGGAAAUUACCUCCCCGUCCAAUAUUUUGUUGAGGAGAGCACGUCGGCUGCGCAUGCUUCAGUCUCAAAGUGAAAUUAAUCAGCACCAUAUGAAGGCUUUCGAUAUCCUCUUGACCACGUUGGUCAAACCAAUAGAAAUCAUGAUGAAAGACCCGUCAAUCUUUUUUGUCAAUGUCUACACAAGCUACUUCUAUGGCGUAUUCUACGUCUUCUUUGAGGUCUUUCCUUUAGUCUUCCCAACCGGUCUCGCCUUCCUAGCUUGUCUUGUCGGUGCGGUAAUUGCACUCGGCUCCUACCUCGCCUACCUACAUUUCUAUAUGGUACCUGACAAUAUUAAGAAUGGCCUUAGAGAGCAGGAACAUCGACUUUUUCCUACUAUCAUCGUGGCUAUCUUCGUAAUGGGACAAUUUGUGAUCUUUCAAGCUUUGUUCAUGUAUAUCCCACUCUCAUACCCGCAGUAUACAGCUUCUCUCUUCGCAGGGAACAGCAUAUGGAGAUCGGGUGUUGCUUGUGGCACUAUUUUGUUUGCAAGACCUCUCUUCGUUAAUCUGGGUACCCUUAGAGGGGUAACUGUGCUUGGGGACUUGACUGUGAUGGGUAUUCUUGGAACGAUUGCUAUGUCCGUGUUCGGUAAAAAGCUACGAGCUAGAUCGAAGUUUGCUCAGAACUAG
Talaromyces proteolyticus is the source of this 1386-nucleotide messenger RNA. RefSeq names its product major facilitator superfamily domain-containing protein. The transcript has 8 exons. Gene Ontology annotation, biological process: xenobiotic detoxification by transmembrane export across the plasma membrane. Bases 1 to 1386 code for a protein of 461 amino acids. Gene Ontology annotation, molecular function: fluconazole transmembrane transporter activity. The record is from RefSeq and is a predicted model, not a curated record. NCBI's taxonomy places the organism in Eukaryota, Fungi, Ascomycota, Eurotiomycetes, Eurotiales, Trichocomaceae.